This is a messenger RNA of Gigantopelta aegis, 2151 nucleotides long. RefSeq names its product suppressor protein SRP40-like. The annotation marks the transcript as partial. Lineage: Eukaryota; Metazoa; Mollusca; Gastropoda; Neomphalida; Peltospiridae. The record is from RefSeq and is a predicted model, not a curated record. The transcript is spliced from 6 exons.
AGUAGCAGCAGCAGCAGUAAUAGUAGCAGCAGCAGCAGCAGUAAUAGUAGCAGCAGCAGCAGUAGUAGUAGUAGUAGUAGUAAUAGUAGCAGCAGCAACAGUAAUAGUAGCAGAAGCAGCAGUAGUAAUAGUAGCAGCAGCAGCAGCAGUAAUAGUAGCAGCAGCAGUAGUAGCAGUAGUAGCAGCAGCAGCAGUAAUAGUAGUAGCAGCAGCAGCAGUAGUAGUAGUAGUAGUAGUAAUAGUAGCAGCAGCAGCAGUAAUAGUAGCAGCAGCAGCAGCAGUAAUAGUAGCAGCAGCAGCAGUAGUAGUAGUAGUAAUAGUAGCAGCAGCAGCAGUAAUAGUAGCAGCAGCAGCAGCAGUAAUAGUAGCAGCAGCAGCAGUAGUAGUAGUAGUAGUAGUAGUAAUAGUAGCAGCAGCAGCAGUAAUAGUAGCAGCAGCAGCAGCAGUAAUAGUAGCAGCAGCAGCAGUAGUAGUAGUAGUAGUAAUAGUAGCAGCAGCAGCAGUAAUAGUAGCAGCAGCAGCAGCAGUAAUAGUAGCAGCAGCAGCAGUAGUAGUAGUAGUAGUAAUAGUAGCAGCAGCAGCAGUAAUAGUAGCAGCAGCAGCAGUAGUAAUAAUAGUAGCAGCAGCAGCAGCAGUAAUAGUAGCAGCAGCAGUAGUAGCAGUAGUAGCAGCAGCAGUAAUAGUAGCAGCAGCAGCAGUAGUAGUAGUAGUAGUAGUAAUAGUAGUAGCAGCAGCAGUAAUAGUAGCAGCAGCAGCAGUAGUAGUAGUAGCAGCAGCAGCAGUAGUGGUAGUAGUAGUAAUAGUAGCAGCAGCAGCAGUAAUAGUAGCAGCAGCAGCAGCAGUAAUAGUAGCAGCAGCAGUAGUAGUAGUAGUAGUAGUAGUAAUAGUAGCAGCAGCAGCAGUAAUAGUAGCAGCAGCAGCAGUAGUAAUAGUAGCAGCAGCAGCAGUAGUAGUAGUAGCAGCAGCAGUAGUAGUAAUAGUAGCAGCAGCAGCAGUAGUAGUAGUAGCAGCAGCAGCAGUAAUAGUAGCAGCAGCAGCAGCAGUAGUAGUAGUAGUAGUAGUAGUAGUAGUAGUAACAGUAGCAGCAGCAGCAGUAAUAGUAGCAGCAGCAGCAGUAGUAGUAGUAGCAGCAGCAGCAGUAAUAGUAGCAGCAGCAGCAGUAGUAGUAGUAGCAGCAGCAGCAGUAAUAGUAGCAGCAGCAGCAGUAAUAGUAGCAGCAGCAGCAGUAGUAAUAGUAGCAGCAGCAGCAGUAGUAAUAGUAGCAGCAGCAGCAGUAGUAGUAGUAGUAGUAAUGCGCUUGGACAAAGGAACAUACCUCGGUCGUGCACACCUGGAUACCGACAGAUGUCGCUGCUGGCAACUUGCUCCCCGCGCUGCCGUGGACACGGCUGUACCAACUUCAAUCCACAGUGGCGACUCAAACUUUCUGCAGUCAUACAGCAUGACGACUGCUAUGCCAGUAUCUCCUUUUACCCCAGUCUUGUGAGUGUCAUCAACUGCUUUUGCAUGAAGGCAUAUCUUGGUAUCUGCCUCCUUGUGGUUAUGUCUAAGGUCAUCGACCACUUCCCACUUGAGAACUCCAUCUACAACUUUGCCAGGAACUGUGGGAAGGCUGGCAGUGACAAGAUUCGGGAAAGUCUGCUCAGCGUUCCAGAAAAUGGACAGUCACACCACCGAGAAUUCCUACAGUCCUGCAUUAGUGAUCUCAACAGAUUUGAAGAGAAGAUAAAGUCCUUUACAAAUGAUUGUGUGAAGAAUCAAAGAGCUAAAGACCACAUAAUAGCUGAACUUAAGAGUACAAGAUAUCUUAUGAUCCUGGCAAGGGAGUGGCAGGACCAGCAAUAUGCACAGAUAAUUGGAAGCCGCCAGCUCUACCUUGAUAUUCCAGGGGAAUGCCAUCAUUUCAAAGUUGUAGAUGGAGUUCUCAAGUGUGAUGUGGUCGAUGACCUUAAAAAUAACCACGAGGAGGCGGAUACCAAGAUAUGCCUUCAUGCAAAAGCAGUUGAUGACACUCACAAGACUGGGGUAAAAGGAGACAUAGUCAUCCGUGCGUCAGAUGAAAACGGGAUCGUUGGUGAUGAGAGCAUUGAAGAGGAAGACAUGACAGUAUCAUCUGAAGAUGAGGCAGUCCUUUCUGAGGAUAAAGAUUAA